UCUCUCGCCGCUGUUGUACUCCCGUCGUGCUCUGCGUUUCCUCUCGGUACGUCACCAUUCAACAUCAUCAUCAACAUCAUCAUCAUCAACAUCAUCAUCAACAUCAUCAACAACAUCAUCAUCAUCAACAUUAUCAUCAUCAUCAACAUUAUCAACAUCACCAUCAUCACCAACAUCAUCAUCAACAUUAUCAACAUCAUCACCAUCAAUAUCAUCAUCAACAACAUCAUCAUCACCCCUCACCACCAUCGCUGUCGCCACCAUCAUCAACAUCAUCAUCACCCCUCACCACCAUCGCUGUCGCCACCAUCAUCAUCAUCAACAUCACCAUCAUCAUCAACAUCACCAUCAUCAACAUCACCAACAUCAACAUCACUAACAUCAUCAUCACCCCUCACCACCAUUGCUGUCGCCACCAUCAUCAACAUCAUCACCAUCAUCAACAUCACCAUCAUCAACAUCACCAACAUCAACAUCACUAACAUCAUCAUCACCCCUCACCACCAUUGCUGUCGCCACCAUCAUCAACAUCAUCACCAUCAUCAACAUCAUCAACAUCACCAUCAUCAACAUCACCAACAUCACCAUCAUCAACAUCAUCAUCACCCCUCACCACCAUCGCUGUCGCCAUCAUCACCAUCGGCCGUGCUGACGCGUUGCAAUUUGAGCCAUCGUCAGCAGCCGUGCUCAGUCCACUGCUGGACGAAGGCCUCAGCUCAGCCUGCGCUCACGAUCCUGCCCUGUCGUUGGGAAGGAAGAGAAAGACUCUGGGCGAAUGAACGAUGGAGGCCCUAGCCCUGGCGGGGCUAGCAGGGAGCGGACUUGGCUUGAGCUCGCUCGCUCCGAGCCUCAGCGCCCAGCGUGUACUCGCGCCCAUCUCCGCCCAGCUCGUCCACCUCGCUCUGCUGUGCGACUCGGCCCUCCACCACGAACAACAUCAUCAUCAUCAUCGCCACCAUCAUCAUCCUCAUCCACGCCAAAGCCAUCAACACGAGCGGCAACAGUGUCAACGCUGCGAUGUCCUUCUCAACCUGGAGCCACAGGCACAAGCACUUGCGGAGGCAGCGGAGGCGCUGGCUGUCUCCAGCAGGAGGCUGUCGGCGGAGAGCGAGGACGAGACGACGCGGAGGGAGAUGCCGGCCGCCGCGGAGCGGUUGCUGGUGGCCGGGCGCUCCGUGCUCCUUGCCGCCCUUGACCUGCGGGUGGAGCGGCGGCGCCGGCGCCGCGUCGCCGUCGGCCGUCUGCUCUCGUCGGCCACGGCGCUCGUGGCAGCCAUGCUCGAGGUGCUGACGAUCUCGGACGACACUGAGGUGCGCAGGGUGGAGCGAGCCGCCGAGUGGCUGCACGAGCGAGCGUCGGCCCUGGGCUCGGUGCAGUCGGCCGCCGAGUUUGCGACGGAGGCGCGCGGCUUCUCCGAGUCGCUGCUGCUGCUCAUGGCGCUCGGCGAAUCCCGGGCGGCCGAGAUGCAGGCCGGGGGGCGCCGGCGCCGCCGCCUCGACCGCGCCCUCCAAACGACCCGCCGUUGCGUGCCGCUCAUCCACACGGCCGUGCGCACCAGCCUCGAGUGCCCGGGCAGCGAGCGGGCGGCCGCGGGCAGGGACCGCGCCGUGCGCAGGUUUUCCCGUGCCGUCUCCGGCGUCGCGGCCGCGGCCCGGAAAGGACGGCGGCGGAGGAGCGAGGGCGGUGACGGAGAGGUCGUCCACGCGGACGAGGGGUCGCCCCGCGACGCGACAGGGACCUUCGCCGACAACGUCAUUCGUCUCGUCGCCACGCUGCGUCGGAUGAACCCCGGCACGAAGCAGGAGGAGGAGCAGGAGAACGCCAGCGAGCAAACGGUAACGCUGGACUGUCUGGUGGAGGCCGUGGCGGCCCACGCCGUGACAGUGAUGGGCGAGACCGAGCACGAGGGGACGCGCAGGAGGCUUUCCGAGACAUGCCAGCGGCUCCUGCAGUGCCGCAGCCGCCUCGCAGCUCGGCUACGAACUCCGGAAACCGACGCAGAAUCGGCACGGGCGGCAGCUGCGAGCGGGAGCUUCUCACAUGAGCGCGAGCAGAUGCUGCGGGAGGCGGCGGCACUGCAGCGCAUCCUGACGCUCGCCGUCACGACGCGCGUGGCGGACGCUUUCGCCGAGACCACCGAGCCGCUGGAGCGGCUGCUGAGGGCGUGGGACGAUCGCGACGGGGGGGACGAGGGCGGCCGCGACGACGGCGCUCUCGGCCCGCUCGCCGACGCCUUCCUUGCCCACGCCGACGGCAUGGUGCGCGGCGCUGUUCUCGCGCACGCGUCCUGCAGCGACGCCCGGCGUGCGCUCGCCCUGCGUAACCGCGCGGCGCUCGCUCGCAGGCUGGCGUCAGCGGCGCGCAGAGAGCUCACGGCCGUCGGCGUCCGGGCGCUGGCGCAGAGCGGACUCCGCCAGGAGUGGCACCGGGAGGUGGACGCCCUCCUCGCCAGCCUUUGCCGCGCCGUGGACGUGCGUGGCCUGGCCGACGCCGUGAACGCUUCGCUUGGCCGCUUCGCUCACCGCUUCCAGGACGCCGUCCGGGGAGGCGGUGGGAGUCGGGACGUCGCCGAGACGGCACGCGCCACGGCCGGGCGAGCCAAGCUCAUGGCUCGUGCCGCCAGGUACUUUGUGAGCAACCACGAUGAUCCGCUCUUUCGCAACGGACUCCUGGCUCUGGUCGGUCCGCUGGAGAGCUGCACAACGCUGUUCGCUUUUGAGGUCAACCGACACCUCCGAGCCACUGAGAGUGGGGAUGGCAGAGAACGUGGGGAGGGUGGUGAUGGAGACCUUUCAUGCUCGAAUGAGAGCCUUGUAGUGGUGGUGGCCGCCUUGCUUGAGAGGUCCCAGCAGCUGGUCGGCCACGCUAGCCGGGUGCGGGAGGGCCUGUCCGGGUCCGCUUGCCAUCCAGAUCUGCUCAGCCCGCUCCGGGAGAACCUGCGGAACGAGGGACUGGAUGAGCUCACCGAGAUCCCGGAUGUGGUGGACGUUGCCAGCAGGAGGGCGGCGAUGAUGACCCGUGAGCAUUCGACUGCCGCCCAGCACGUCUGUGAUCGUCGUGAUCCGGAACAGGAUAAGCGUGCGUGCUGCGGUGUGGCUAUUGCCGCUGGUGGCCAUGAGGAUGACUGCCAAGCAACUCGAAGCCGAUUGGACGACCUCUCCUUGCUGCCAGCAUUUUCGGCAGUUGUUCGUGCAGCCGGAUUGGCCCACUCGGACGAAGCCAUUAGAGGCUCGGAGAGGCGUGUGCGUACGCUGGUGGACAGCUACGGAGAGGCGGUCGCAAAGGCCAAGCUCGGCGACCCCCGAUGUGGCGAGGACUCCACUUGGAGCGACAUCGACGGCCGAAUCUCCGGGCUGCGAGAGAUGACAUCGAGGCUGCUGGAGGAGGCAGGCCGGAUCCGGGACGGCGGGCAAGGCGACGCGUACAGCGCCGCGUCGAUGGCGCUCGCCUUGCGGUGCAGCGACGGCAUCCGCGAGCUGCAGGAGCUGCUGUCGCGCCGCCUGCAGCCGUGGCUGCGCCUGGCGCGGGAGGCGUCGGACGCGGCGGUGACCACGGACGAGCCGAGCCCGAUCGCGGCCGUCCGAGAGGUCGCGGCCUCCCUCGCCGCUUCUGCCGCGCUCAUGCAGAAGGGUGGCAGCGACCGGCCGAGCGGCCUGAGAGCGGCGAAGGAGAGGCGCGCGGGAUGGGUGGAGCAGGCGGCUCUCGCGAGCCCAGAGCCACGCCUGGAGCAAGCGCUGCUCGCCGUCGAAGAAGCCACCAGGGGCCUCGUCGGGCGCGGCAGCGGCGACGGAGCGGAGCGCGGCUCGGGCGACGCCGAUGAGCGGUGCGAGGCUGCGGUUGGGAAGUGCCUGGCGUGGGCCGCGUGCGUGACCUCGGCGCUCGGCGCGCUGCGGCGUCGCACCUGCGUUGGCGGCGGUGUCGCCGCAGGGCUGACGGGUGGCGUCGUGAGGGCCGUGCGGGAGGGAGACCGCCCGGCGCUGGGUGUGGAGACGCGGGCGCUCCUGGAGACGUGCGAGCGCUUGAAGGAAACCGCGGGAUUGGCAGCGCGUGCCCAGACGACGGCACGAAGCAACGGCGGUCACGGCAACGGCGACAACAGCAGCGGCGAUCGUGACCGCGGCCUAGCAUCACUCACGCUCGACGAGGUGGCACUCAUGAGCGGCGCGGGUGACUCGGCGUGCGAGCUGGCUCGGGAGUUGGCGGAGUCGGCGGGGCUCUUGCUCGCCCGCGCCGCUUCGCCCGGAGGGUGGGCAAUGGCUCGGCUCGCGGCACGCGUCGAGCUGCUGAGCACCGAGGUGGAGGCCAGGGCCCACAUCCUAUCCGCUCUCAUCGACCGGGCGACGGCAUCGUCCGCAAGGGCCCUCCUGGUGACACUCGGACUCGAGGAGGAGGAGGAGGAGAAUGAGGGGAAGGACGAGAAGUCGGGGAAGGAGGUUGCUGAAGUCGUGAGUCGCACCUGCCUGGAGGAGCAACUCUCAGAAGUGGAGGCGGCCGUGAGAGCGGCGCUGACCCAGCGGCCGAGCAACGAUCACCUCGGGGCGGCGGUGGAGUCCGCUUGCCGCAGCCUGCGGUGGUCAGCCGCGCAGAUCGACCUCGCGCUUGCAUCGCGGCGCCAGCCCGAGGUCGGGUUCUCGGCGGACGCGGCCGCCCGGGCGCAGCGUGGCGGCGAGCUGCGGGACGAGCGCUGGUGCGAGCGGCGGGACGAGCUGCAGCUGGCGGCGUGGGCGUGGGGCGCGGCGAGCGGGAGCAUCGCCGCCGAUCUCUCCGCGCAUCUCGGCCCCGAAUCCCCCACCGUCCGGGAUGUUGUUCGUCGCCUGCGGCUGGAGCCUGUGCAGGAGAACGCGUCGGCACGGGAGAAGGUAGACGAUGAGGAAGAGGAGAAGGAGGAGGAGAUCCGACCCGGGGUUCCACCCAUGUCCUCGCCAGGCGCGGCGAAGGAGGCGAAGCGGGCGGGGAGUAGCGUGCCCGAGUCACCGGCCGCGGCCGCGAGGAGGGCGUUCUUUGCCGAGAUGCGGCAGGCGGGGAGAGCCGGGCGCGCGGCGCAGGAGUCGGAACCCGCGGCCGUCGAUCGUCCCCGCGUCCCAGAGGCGCCGCCUCUCCCCGCUGAGAAAGCGGCGUCCGUCUGUGGCGGAGGUGCAGCACCGUCACCCAGCACGCACGCCAGACGCAUCGAGCCCCGGCCGUGCCCGCUCGCCCCGUGGGACAGCAGAGCUGUGCCUGAUGUGGCACGGGUGGCACAGGACAUGGCGUCCCGCGUGCAGGACAUGGCGCUGUUCCUGCGGCGCAGGGGCCCCAUCAAGAGCCGCGAGGGACUGAUUGCGUGCGCCCGCUCGCUGGCCGUGGAUGCCCGCACACUGGAGAGGUUCGGCGGCGCCCUGGCGGGACUCUGCGCCGAGGAGCGCUGCUCCCGCGAGCUGCUCUCCCACUCGCAGCGCGUCCUCGCCGCAGGCACUCAGAUCGCUAUCCUCGCCAGGGUCAAGGAGGCGGUCCCGCGGGACCGCGCCGCGGACGAGGCCCUCGUGCACAACGCGCGGACGCUCGCGGAGGAGGCAGCACGCGUGCUGCGGGCAGCCGAGGCUGCGAGUGUCACGGGCCUACGGGACGCUCCACCAGGAACUCCGGCGGCCGAGGCUACGGCGCUGGUGGCUCGCUGGCGGGAGAGACUACGGCAGCAUCGUCGCCUGCAGGCUUUGUCCGGGCCAGGCCACUUGGAUAGCAGCCUGGGUCUGCGCAGAGCCCCGGAGCCCGGCUCGGAGCCCAGCCUGGUUCGGGGCCUCCUGCCCACGUCACAUGCGACACUGCCCCAUCAGGCCUGGGCAGGUGUCAUCUGCAGAGACUGAAAUCAAACCGCAUGGGGCAGCGAAAAUGUGUUGUGUUUUGUCCGAAAUACCAGGCUAAUUCUGGUGGCGGUGAGGUUAAGUGGGUGUCGAUGCCCAUGCAAACCAAAUUUGGCCCAUUUACAUCUUGUAAUUUAAUAUUGCUUUUCUGUAAUACAAAAGAUAAAAGUAAAAUUUCGAAUGCACAAUCCAAGGCGACAUUUGCUGCAGAGUACAGUAUUACAUGAGGAGUGCCUGGUGAGUGAUGGUUCUGCAGAGCAACGACAGAGCCAGCAUCGCUGCUACACACGCUGUGCCGGUGUCGACUGUGUCAAGGCGUGAUCAAAAAAUACGUAGCACCCGGGGGGGGCUUCAUCAUCCAUCCGCGACACCGGUAUCCCUGCAGUGCAACAAGAACGCUUCCCACAUCACCUUUCGAGUCAUUCUAACAUGCAGAUCUGAAAAGGUCAAUUAUAUUUGUUCUAAAUGUAUUAUUCAUUCGUUUUAAUGUUACUUUUGUACUGUGUUGUGAAAAGUGAUAUAGGUGUAUAAUUUUUUGAUUAGGAGUAGAGUUGGAAUUAAUUCAGAACUGAAUGCAGAAUUUAGUUCUUGCAGAAGCUCCCAUUGAGAGACCAAUUUGUCUUCUUCGAGGUUUUCCCCAGGCCGGACCCCACAGCGAUGGAAUUGGCCGAGGUGGGAUUGAGAAUCUGAAAAAUUAAACGAAUGCAAAAACAGCAGCACUACCUGCCUUGAUUGAGCUCAACAUACCCCAAAGGCGUUACAAAAAUCAACACCAGGUAUUGCAGAUGCCCAUUGUAUAUGCAUUAAUUCCCCCCCCCCCCCUUCGCACGUGAAGGGCUCACAAGUAACGUCAUCACAUCUAUCCCUCUAUUUAAUUAACGAAACACGAGGCUUUCUCCACAAAUCUGGCUGUCUGCCUGAUGAUGCUAGUUGUAAUUUAUAGCGAAACUUUGUCAAGAUUGUAAAUGGUGUGGAUUUUCUCUCCAAC
Messenger RNA from Lethenteron reissneri (Far Eastern brook lamprey), 6825 nucleotides. It is a transcript of the gene VCL, whose product is annotated as vinculin. Gene Ontology annotation, biological process: cell-cell adhesion; cell migration. Gene Ontology annotation, molecular function: actin filament binding; beta-catenin binding. The record is from RefSeq and is a predicted model, not a curated record. Gene Ontology annotation, cellular component: adherens junction; catenin complex. Lineage: Eukaryota; Metazoa; Chordata; Hyperoartia; Petromyzontiformes; Petromyzontidae.